Plasmopara halstedii is the source of this 2370-nucleotide messenger RNA. RefSeq names its product transcriptional activator myb-like. The coding region runs from base 1 to 2370 and encodes 789 amino acids. Gene Ontology annotation, cellular component: nucleus. Gene Ontology annotation, biological process: regulation of DNA-templated transcription. Lineage: Eukaryota; Oomycota; Peronosporomycetes; Peronosporales; Peronosporaceae. The record is from RefSeq and is a predicted model, not a curated record. Gene Ontology annotation, molecular function: DNA-binding transcription factor activity, RNA polymerase II-specific; RNA polymerase II cis-regulatory region sequence-specific DNA binding. The transcript is spliced from 4 exons.
AUGCAUCCACGCUCAUCACUCAGCAAACACUUGCCAAAGAGAAGUUUGUCAAGUGCAGGUCUGGACGAACUUGACGAGUUGCUUCAUGGCUCGGAUAGUGGACAUCGCAAACGCCACCAUAGUUUAAGCAGUAACAGUAAUCACAACGAAGCAUCGGUCUUUGCUACAUCUUCAUCUCCGUCCCGACACGAAUACCCGUCACCGUCGUCGUCUUACUCUAAUACCUUGCGCCGCCCUGAGCUUUUUCCGUACAGUGAAAAAAUCAAUACAAAUGGAAAUUUUCAGCUACUCGAAACAAGGUUUUCCAAUCAAGCUCAGAUGAGUGAGAAUUAUCACAGUGGUCUUUUAAAUGACAAUAACUUUUCGGACGAUCAUUACCAAGAUUUGAACAAUGAAUUUCAGGCUUCUGAUGCGACUCCUUCCAGUGGUCACGAGUAUAUGUCCAGUAGCAAACAUUUUUCCUCGCCAAAUUUCACGUCUCACGAUCCUCAUGACGUUGUGUUUGAGCACCGACUAAAUCAUGACGAGGCUAUCUCUGGUAAGCGCUAUGACCACAAUUCACUUCGACCACCAUUCCACCGUUCAUUUGGCAGUAAAUCGUCUUCUCCUCGCGAAGAGUAUUUAAUUCAAGCAUUCGGUCCCAGCGGCUUUAAGCUCCAUAGCACUUCAGUAUCUAGCAACGACGAGUUAGAGGACAGUUUAAGUGAUAAUAGCAGUGGUAAUAACGGAGAGUCAACCAUGACAGACGCAGAGAACGAGCUCAAAAUGUCGUUUAAUGAGCUCGAAGCAGAUAUACGCGGUGCUAUGCAUCAAACAUCUCCUCAUCAACAGCAACAUUCGGCAAGACUUCCAGAGCUUACAGAGUUGUCACACUUGGCCUACACGACACCUUCACAGGGCUCAUAUGACCUAGAUCGUCACAAUCUUAUCAGGAAUAAUCAAGACCCUCAUCACGUCGGUAUGUUUGCGCAACCAUUGGAUCGUUCCGAUGUCAUAAGCUGUCCGAAAGAUGCAUCUUUUUAUCCGAGAGGUACGCAAAACACAUUUUUGGCUAAAACAGUGCAAAAUAAAGGAAAUCAAAAUGGAAUGCAAGCACCUACAAAGUGGCUUCGAGAUGAAGAUGAACGACUUCGUGUUGCCGUUGCUCGAUUUGGUGGCAAGAAUUGGAAAAUGAUUGCUGAAACGCUUGGAAAUGGGCGCACAGAUGUUCAGUGUCUUCACCGUUGGAACAAAGUGCUGAAACCUGGUCUUAUUAAGGGGCCGUGGACACCUGAGGAAGAUCGUAUUCUAACUAGUCUAAUCACACGCUAUGGAGUGGGUAAAAUCCGCUGGUGUGAUCUUGCCCUGCAUUUGCCAGGACGUAUUGGAAAACAAUGUCGGGAGCGGUGGUGCAAUCAUUUGGACUCGCGUAUUCGAAAAGGACAAUGGACUGCUGAAGAAGAUGAUAUGGUGUUUCGAUGGCAACAAAAGUUGGGCAAUAAAUGGAGUGAAAUUGCGAAAUUGCUUCCAGGACGUACGGAAAAUGCCGUCAAGAAUCGAUAUAAUUCAGCAGCACGUCGCAAGUGGUUGAUGAAUCAGGCCAAUAAGACAGCGUCGACGUCCACAUCACAAACUACCCCUACAACACCACAAGCCCCACUACAGCAGCAACCACAAAGAUUAUUGCACUCUACAUUUUCUACUCACCAAGAAAGCAACGUCUGCAAUGUAAGCUCGAUGUCAUUUGGAGGCGGGGGUGCAAAAGUUUUGCCAGCACCAUCAUCGGAAAUUUUACUUGAACAUCAGUCGCACAACAUGAUUCCAGCACUAGGACAUCAAACUUAUUUUACGCACUUCACAUCAUCAGGAAUGUUGUCUACGAACGUGCUACUUCCUGCUGGUCCGGACAAGACACGUCCUCUUUUUCGACAAGUUGAAGGAAUGGGCGAUGACCAAAGUUUUUUGCAAGAAAAGCACGAUAAACCUGCAGAAAGUGGAAAAAAUGAGCCGUUGUCGGCGUCACCUUCGACCUUCGUGCCACCUCCAUUGAAUAUGUUAUUUCCCCCUCCAUCCGCCAAUGUUAGUACUAGUCAUACCAUUCACUCUCUGACAAGUAGCCCCAGUAGUAGGGAGGCUGCCCUCACUCCUAUCUUUCCUCAAUUUCCAAUCUUAGCGCCUGUUGUCGGACUUCCCGUUGAGUCUUCGUCUGGCGAAGACAAACACAGUGAGUCUUCAGUUCUCCAAUCGAAGGACGAGAAAAGCGAACGAGAUGAUCUCGGCCUUCACGAGACCUUAGCAGUGAGCUCAGGGCAUGAUCCUGGUGUUUCCAUGGAUGACGAAAACAUGAAUAGCUUUCUCGAUAGUGCGACAAUGUGUGGAAACAGCAAGUAG